This is a messenger RNA of Closterium sp. NIES-67, 831 nucleotides long. The record is from the annotation of a GenBank genome assembly. Lineage: Eukaryota; Viridiplantae; Streptophyta; Zygnematophyceae; Desmidiales; Closteriaceae.
AGCGGCAAGCAUGAAAGGUGGAGACUACGACAAGGACUCGAGUGAAGAUCGAUACCCGGGCCAAUUCUUCUUUGUCUCCACGCAAGCAGCAGCUGCAGCAGGAGGUGUGGAUGGCUUUGAGGAGCCAGCUACUGUGGGAAAGGUCACCCUUCACUCUCUGGACUUUUGGGUGAUCGAUAGCGGCGCCACCUACAGCAUGACACCUCGUGCGGACUUGCUCACCGAACUCGAACCGUCGCCGGUCAAGCAUGUUACAUCGGCUUUGGGGCAGCGAGCAGAGGUGAAAGGCAUGGCCAAGGCCAUGUUCAAGGGUGCUGAUGGGAAGAUGAACAGAGCCUUGACUCAUGUGGGAGAAGACAAAUGGGUGCCCUAUGUGGAGUGGAUUGGAAGGAAGCCGAAGGUGGAUAUGCUUCGGGUGUUAGGGUGCAUAGAUUGCAAGUUCAUGGAGAACUUACCGUACAAGGAGUGGAAGGCGGAGAACCAAGCGAAGAUUGGUGUGCGGCUUGGAGAGGUGAAGAGUAACGGCUUGGAGCAUGUGGAGCUGCCCUUGGAGCUGAGUAGCAGCAACACAAUCACGAGGCAAUCUCCCCAAAUGAAUGGGGAUGAGGAGGAGGAGGAGGUGCAGCAAGCCUCAUGUAUGCGGCCGUUCACACAAGGCCGGAUGCAGCCUUUGCUACCGGGAAGCUGACUAGGGUUGUCCAAUGCCCUAAUGAAGAGCAGGUAGCAGCUGGAGAGAGGGUGGCCAAGUACCUUGGCCAAACAGCAACAGUUGGACUGCAAUACUCCGCGGCGGCACAAAGGCGUCAAAAGGGAGCGGAUGGAGUCGAACCC